This is a messenger RNA of Cordyceps militaris CM01, 1503 nucleotides long. RefSeq names its product dynamin GTPase, putative. The record is from RefSeq and is a predicted model, not a curated record. The transcript is spliced from 2 exons. Lineage: Eukaryota; Fungi; Ascomycota; Sordariomycetes; Hypocreales; Cordycipitaceae. The coding region runs from base 1 to 1503 and encodes 500 amino acids.
AUGAAGCCAGACCAUCUUGCGCAAAGUGUACCCUCGGACGUCAUCGAUGCAGCGGCACAGGUUACGGCCCUCAGCAGAGCGCCUGGCUGCUUCGUUGCGCCCUUUUCUGACGCGCCGCAGAGAAGCGAGCGGUAUAUGUUUUCUCUUUUCCGGGACCAAGUCACUCCAGGCUUGCUCGAUGUCUUUGACCCGGACUUUUGGGCGGUCGCGAUCCCCCAGGCAGGCCAGGUCUAUCCUGCUGUGUGGCACGCACUGGUGGCCGCGACGACCCUGCAAUAUUGGCGCCUGCGCAACAAGAGAGACUCUAACUCGGACAUGGCUCGAGCAGGCAAUCUGCAUGAUUACGCUUUGAAGCAUUGCAAUUUGUCAUUACGCCAUCUCGGCCAAGUACAGCAAGCGACGGCCAAGGCGGCUGACUGGGAGAUGGUGCUUCUCACCUGCAUCAUUCUCAUUUACUACGCGAGCUUGCGCCGAGACGUUGCGGAGGCGCUUAUACAUAUCCGAAGUGGCUUCUUUCUUUCCCAUCUUUGGUACUCACAGGAUCAUAGCCAAGGCGGUGCCAUGUGCAGUCGACCAGCCAACUGCAUCACCCCAAUCGGCUCUAUGCAGCUGCGAUUUCGCCGUCUCGAGGUCCUCACCUUCUUGGCACCCUUUCAGAUGAACGAUUCUGCGGCCCACAGAUGUCGCUUCCCCGUUGUGUCGCCCAAUACAGCCUUCUCCAACAUGACGGAAGCAUACUUGGAGUUGCUUGCCAUUGACGUCGCCUGGAAAACCCUCAUCAGGUCAGAGCUUCCCACCUGUGGUAGUACCAAGCUGCAGUUUAUUGUACACGGUUGUCGAGAGCUGCGAGAUCCUUUUUUGAAAUGGCAGAAAAAAUACAUUGCCCUCCUACAUGUAGUGAAGCCGCCGGAGCCGAGCAACGCAGAUUACAAAGCCGAGUCCAUGCGGCGACUCGUGCUGCGGCUGUUGGAUCUUACACUGGAAGCCUUGGUCAUGGUGGAUACGGAUAUCGGCGAGAUUGCCCGUGACAACUUUAAUGGCAACUAUGAGCACAUGGUGGACAUUGUCGGCUACAUUCUCAACCUGCAGGAGCGCGAGGCCCUCGACAGCUCUGCACCUUCGCUGACACAGUCAUCCCAGUUCCGCUCCCUCAUUGGACUACCCAUGGUUGCGGUUGGCCAUAUCUGCCGCAUACCGGAGGUGCGGACUCGUGCCAUUGAGCUUCUACAGACGAUGCCAUUCACGGAUGGCGUCUUUGAUAGUGCUUUCUUCGUCGGGCUGGCCAAAGAGCAACAACGCGUCGAAGAGCGAGGCUGGCUUGCAUCGCUGCUCGGAAAAGGCUGCGACUGUGUGCCGGGUAAAUUUGUUUGCAACAACUACCGGGUUCAUCAGCUGUACAUUUCGCCACCCAGCCACGACCGCCUGACUAAAGCACGCUUUCGAACAAUAUAUGACAUACGACACAACAUGACGGGUAUAGAGUGUGUUUUGCACUCAGUAUAA